Molecule: messenger RNA, 957 nt
Organism: Ostrea edulis (European flat oyster)
Lineage: Eukaryota; Metazoa; Mollusca; Bivalvia; Ostreida; Ostreidae
Product: cytosolic iron-sulfur assembly component 2B-like
Exons: 5
Coding region: 36-506 (156 amino acids)
Biological process (GO): iron-sulfur cluster assembly
Cellular component (GO): cytosolic [4Fe-4S] assembly targeting complex
Source: RefSeq, a predicted model, not a curated record
GUUUAGUUUAAUGUUUCAUUUUCCGGUGUAGAGAAAUGGCUGGGAAACUUGACAAUGCCAACCCUGUGGUUUAUGAACAAAGUAGGGAGAGACAGGUCUUACCUGAGGAAGAAGACGAUGAUAUUACCGAUAAGAUAGACGACAGAGAAGUAUUUGAUAUGCUAAGAUGCAUCAAUGAUCCGGAACACCCUUUAACCUUAGAGGAGCUUAAUGUACUGGAAAGUGCUUUAGUAAAAGUAGAUGAUGAGAACAGCUACGUCAGCGUAACCUUCACUCCCACAAUCCCUCACUGCAGUAUGGCGACAUUAAUAGGGCUUUCUAUAAGGGUCAAACUUCUACGAUCCCUGCCACCUCGCUUCAAGGUCGAUGUGUCCAUAACUCCUGGAACCCAUGCUUCUGAAGUUGCAGUAAACAAACAGCUAGCAGACAAAGAGAGGGUUGCUGCUGCUUUAGAGAAUUCUCACCUGAUUGAGGUUGUUAACCAGUGCCUUGUAACCAGGAAGUGAUGUCACAGACAUAAAAAUGUUUCUAUCCCAGAAAAUGGUGUUCCUUGCAUAUCUCAUUAUGUACAGUCCAUGCAUUUCUCAUUAUGCAGUAAAGAAGAAACAGACAUCACUUUAAUGUGUGUUUACUCUGUUUUAAAAUUCGUCUCGGGCAGAUUUAUGUGGAAAUGAGGUUUUGACAGUUUUACUACAGUUCUGAAUCACAGCAAUAACGUUUUUAAAACAAGGCAUUGUGUCAGAAUACAUAUGAUGAUGUCUGAGAACUAUAAAAUAGAAAAUGCAUUAUAUUUUAACAGAACAUCUUGUGCGAUUGUUAAUUGAUGUUUAAGAAUAUUAAUACAUAAUUGUUUUGAACUGAAGUUCUUAAUGACAGACUAUUUAACUAUGUUCAUGUACACACAUUUGUAAACCAUGCAAUUGCUAUCAAUGAAUAAAAAAUGUAAAAAGAAAGCUA